AUUGACAGGUGAUUUUUAAAAGGGCGUGGAUGACCUAGGUUUUCUCAUCUUGUUUAUUGUAUUUCGGUUUCGACGUAGGUAGGAUAACGAAUUUUGCUAACAAUAUGAAGGUAACUCUCGUUUGACUCACUGUGCAUGUCCAACAAAUCAGUGAUAUACACCUCUUGAAGCCUGUUCUUUGCUUUGAACUCGAAUGCAUCUAUAUAUUGGUUAAAUCAUGAAUUAUGAAAAUACCCCAAAAUAUGAAGAUCAAUGGGCAAACUUUAUACAGUCAUUAGACGUUGACCCUGAUAAAGCCAAGGGUAUUGAACAGCUGCCCGAUGAUCAGAAACGUCAAUUAUUGGAAAAUUAUGCUGUAAAAAAUCCAAAGUUUUCCGCUUUUCAUUAUGUUAGCCUGAUUAAAGGCUUGCGUGUCGGGCGGUCAACAUUGACAAAGAAUCCACGUAAAGGUGAUGCACAGCAAGCAAAAGAAAUUCUUUUAGCUACAGAAAUAUCAUUGCGAACAAACAAUGUAGCUUGGGUUUAUGAUUUUCUCGAUCAAGACGGUUUGGAAGCAUUAGUGAAUUAUGUAUCUAGAGUAAUACACAUGGUUAUGAGAACUGAUUUCCGCCCUACCGUGGAUGCCAUUCAACAACAACGUUCUGCUCUUCUAGGUUCAUUUAGCUCGGAUCAAGCAGUUUCUAUAACUGAUCUGUGCGAUAAUAUUAAUGAAAGUGAUAAAGUUGGAUCUGGUUUAUGGUGCUCUAGUUUAAGGAAAAAAAAACAUGAUCGCAUUUCUUUUUCGCCUGUUCAUGUCCGACACAUAUCUGAUUCAAUCAGGGAUAGUCUUCAUCAAGGUGUCAGAUGCUUUCGUGCAUUACUUAAUAAUCAGCGUGGUUGUUCAAUGGUAUUUGAGCAUCCUCAUGCCGUGAAUGUUAUUGCUCUGUGUCUCCUGCAUCCAAGUUACCAAACAAAAACCUUAGUACUUGAACUUUUAACUGUUGUCUGCUUAAUCACUGGUGGACAUGAACGCGUAUUAAAUGCAUUUGAUAAUUUUAAAAAGGAAGUUGGGGAGUCUACACGUUUUGAAUAUUUAAUACAUUAUUUUUUCACACAUGAAUCUGAAUCUCCAGAUUAUAAUAUGGAUUUUAUGGUAUCGUGUAUGCAGUUUUUCAAUAUAGUUGUACAUUCAACAGAUGAUAUAAUGUUAAGAGUAUAUUUACAAGAAGAAUUUAAACAUCUUGGAUUAGUUAAUUAUUUAUUGAGAAUAUACAAUCAAUCCGGUGAUCGUCUUCUACGUCAAAUAGAAGCAUAUAAUGAUAAUGAAGUGGAUGUUGCAGUGUUAUUAGAAGAUUCACAAAUGCGUGAUGUGUUACAACAAGAGAAAGAACAAGCAGAAUCAGAUCUGAUCAUUUUACAAACUCGUACAGCAACAAUCCAAGCAGAAUAUGAAAAUAAAUUAUUAGAGCUUCAACAAAAAAUACAAGCUUUGGAAAUAAAAAAUCAAGAUUUAGAGAAUCAGCGCACUAAUCAAGAUGGUCAACUGUCUACACUACGUGCUCAACUAUUGGAUAAAGAUAAAAGCACAACAGAACGUGAGCGUAAUUUGCAACAACGACUACGUGAACUAGAAGAUACUUUGAAUACAGUUAAAAAUUCACAGUCGAAAUCACAAAUACAAGUGAAUGGGAUAGUUGGUAACUCUACCGAAUCGAUAAACACAACAAGUGGUGUUAUUACUGCUGGUGCUAAUGCUUCACCACCGCCACCUCCUCCUCCCCCUCCGCCACCACCCCCUCCUCCCCCGCCACCCCCACCACCAUCUGCAGGUGGUAUACCACCACCACCUCCUCCCCAACCGGGAAUGGGUGCAAUGGUGCCUGGUGCAGAAGGUGUUUCCAUACGACCGCCCAUACAAACUCGAUACAAAUUGCCAUUAGUUAAUUGGGUCCUGUUGAAAAAUCAACAACUUCGUGGUACAAUAUUUGUUGGCAUGAAUGAUGAAGCUGUUUUGGAUGCAUUGGAUACUGAAAGAUUUGAAAAUCUUUUCAAAUUGUCUAAUCAAUCAGUGAAUAAUAGUAAUAAAUCGGGUGUAAAUAAUCAGGUAAAUGGAUUAGAUCAGAAAGACAGUCGAAUAAGUAAAAAAGUUGAGAAAAAAUCUUUAAUGGAUUCAAAUAGACAUCGUUGUAUUGGCGUUUUAUUACGUUAUUUGGAAUCUGAAAAAUAUACACCAGAACGUUUAUGGAAUGAUAUUAAUCGUUUAGAACUAGGUCAAGAUGUAACAGAUCGUAUAUAUCAUCAAUUGCCAACAGCUGAUGAAGUGAAAACGUAUUUAAAUUAUGAAUUCACUGAACAACGAUCUAUUGAUGAUUUAACGGAUGAAGAUCGUCUUUUACUACAUUUAUGCAAAGUUGAACGUUUAGGACCUAGAUUAGAAAUUAUUUUAUUCAUGAAUUCAUUUGAAGAUAAUUUGAAUAUAGUGAAUUCGAAAAUUAUUGCUGUAAGAUCCGCUUCGUUAGCAUUGAAAAACAGUUGUAAAUUUAGAGCUAUCUUAGAAAUUAUAUUAGCUUUUGGCAAUUAUAUGAAUAGUUCCAGACGUGGUAUUGCCUACGGUUUUCGUUUACAGAGUUUAGAUGCUUUAUCCGACACACGGACUUUGGAUAAAUCGUGGACUCUGCUUCACUUCAUAGUUGAAACAAUUGAAACCCAAUUUCCUGCCCUAGUUAAUUUUGACGAUGAAUUGACUGGUGUUGUAGAAGCUGCAAAGGUUCCAACGGAAGCUUUAACAAAUGAUGUAGCAGCAUUAGUUUCUGGUAUGUCACAAGCUGAUAAAGAGACAAUUAUUUUUGGUUCAUUGAAAACACCACAACGCUUAUCAGAUUUUGUAUUGAAUAAUAAAUCUAAAGUGGAAUCUAUUGAAAAGCAAGCAGAGACUGCACGUAAUAUGUUUGCUAGAACAAUUGAAUGGUUUGGUGAAGCGCAAAUUAAACCUAGUCCAGAACAAUUUUUCAGUUUAAUUGUUCGAUUUAUUAAGAAUUUCAAAAAUGCAAUAGUCGACAACGAAGCACGACGUCGUGUUGAAGCCCUUCAAAGUUUAAAUUCUGUAACCGGUGAUGAUAAUGGGCCAUUAUCAUCAAUCAAUCAAAUUUCAAUCAACCAUAUUCCAAAAAGACCAAAAGAUGAUGUUCCUGUUUCGGAGUUACAGAGAAACAAAUUUAAUCUCUUUUAAAGUUAUCUAAAUUUACUAAUGAGGUAAUUUUGUGUACUACUAAUUUAGCUCUCCAAUUCUUCAUUGCAUCAUCCUUCUUUUGUUAUUGUUUUCGGUGAAUUAAAUAUUGUGCGUUGAAUAAUUUUCCAUAUAAAUGAUCAGAAAUGUACUGUAAUCUAAACUAUUUAGUUGAGCAGUAAUUGUCGUCUAGUUGAAUUCACAAAAUAUACAAAUUGAUUACUAUAAACAGAUAACUUUUUAAAUUGUUCCAUAUCACUCUUAAUUAUGAAUUGUAAAUAUGUGUCUGCCAUUUGUUUAUUGGAUCGCAUCAUUUGAAUUCGUGUUCUGCUUAACUACUGUUGUCUCUGUGUAUUAUGUUUACUGCUUUAAUUCUGUUAUCUGAAUUUGAUCAUACGUAGAUGUCUUUUUUCUGUUAACGCGUCAGCUGUAGACUCAUGUGGUUGUCUCUCAGUCAUACUAGAAGUGUGUGAGUUAGUGAUACUACUCCGAGUCACUAAACUGAAGUAGGUGUAGCAGGGUUCAAACGUAUGAUUUCGUGUCUGAAAGUCAAACAUCCUAACCACUAAGUCACUUUUUAUUUGAAAUACUCUUAUUGAGUGCUGUCAGAUUACCUGUUUAAAGUCCGCGUUAUUACCUUAACCAAUGGUUACAGACUUUGGAUGACAUGGCAACGAAUUGUUCUCAAUGGCACAGAUCCAUUCACACUGUGCUUUCUCUUAAAUCCUGAACCCCAUAUUUCUCCAUAACUUUUCCACUACUAACGAUACUGUCAAUACUUCUGCUUCUUUGGGAUUUGCCUUAGUAAUGUUGUUGUGGUAAUGUCAUGUAGCGACCUGGGCCGACGCACAUAUAUGCCACGUUCUACAUUAUAUUUAACUGACUGAUACGAAGUGCUUGUGUUGGCGACUUGCCCAAAACUGUCUUGGAUAAACUCAAAGAAUAUCCUAGAAAGUACGUGAAAUGUUUCUUCAUAAUAUGUUUUACAGUCAGGAAAACUUCCUUGUUCUUCGCUUAGUUGGUUAUUGAACAUUUUUAACUUUUUGUAAUUUUCAUGCUUUCUAUAUCAUGGACUGAUCAAUGUUAAACCACCAUUGAAAACCUAGAAGCAUUGGAUAAUUAUUUCAAUCUAGUAGGGUACUCCUCAACAGUGCUCAUCCACGACACCACAUCCAGGAUUCGUACCCAACACCUUAAGUAUCACGCGCGAACACAGCCUCUAGAAUACUGAGCUGCGAUUGAAUGAUGUAUAUAUAUACCUUUAAUCAAUUAACGAUAUUUUUCCACCAUCUCUUGACUGUGAUGUAUAACUAUUUCAUAACUGAUUUGAUUGUACUGUACUGAUCACUGCUUCCCUUUGUAAUCUGUAAACUUUUUUUGCCAAUAAAGACAAAUCAAUAAUUGUAAAAUAGUUUUCAAGUGCUAUUAGGUGUUUCGCAAAUAUUUUCAGUGUUGUAUUUCAUAUUUUCAAUUUUUUAAACGGUCCACUGGGUGGUUGAAAUUAUCAAUAAUUUGUCGAUUAUGUUCUUGUAUUUUACCUAUAAUAAUUUCAUUAAUGUUUUUGUAUUCUUCACAAUGGAGCGUUUUUCCGUCUUUUUUUACAAAGACUACUUAUUACUCAAACUAUUUUUCUCUUUUGGUAACAGAACAAUCUUUAAUUUUCGGGAUCAUUUAAUGGUAGAUUACACGGUGAUCAGAUUAUAUUGACUAACUUGAAGGUAAUUGUUUCUACAACUAUUACUAUCGACCUAAUAUCGAUAAAACCACUGCUGACAAUGUAGCAAAGUAGGGUUUUUUUAUAAACAAUAUUACUUAUUUAAUGAGUGAGGUUGAUUAUUCUAGGCCAAACUUUACUAAGUAACUUGUUUAUGUUUCGUUCUGUUCAUGCACAUAAAAUGACUAUGGGGCUUAUUUCAAUUAUGGAAGCUUAAUUCCUACACUCAGUGUACCUCAAUGGUAACGUAUUUGAAAGUGACACUAGUCGUAAUCAUCACUUCUCUCUAAUUAAUAGGCAUGCCUAUACUCCGAUAUGUUAAAACUAUUAUACGUCAGUAUAUCAAUCGAAUACUUCCAGUACUGUGUUAUUUGUUCACUGUUUCGGUUUUUAUGGUGAACUUUUUUGGAUUUCUCCUCUUCAUGAUUAUCCUUUUCAGUAUAAUCUGUUCUAGGCAGUUCUGUAUGAUAUUUUCGUACUUUUGCAAAAAUUUAUAUAUUUGACACCAACUUACUAUACUAUGUGUAACUGAUGUUUUUUUAUUACGGUUACUUGAUUUGCACAAGACCACACAUAACUUUGUAUUCAAAUGCGUAAGAAUAUUGAUUCAACUGUGUUGUGAAAUUUAGUUGAGAGGAUUACUAUAUCCAUUUGUUUAAGAGCGAAUUUGGUUAAUCGUUGUAUGCUUUUCACUUCUAGUUCUGUUUACAUCACAAAAACAUACCCUACCUGUGUCAACGUUUUUUAAAAUUUCGUUUCAGCUACUCGUUUUGUAAAUCAGUUAUUCUUCCUAUCAAAACACCUCUAGGCUUGACUGUAUAUUUUAUUUGAAUAUAUAUUAAAUGUACUGCAUAAUAGUGAUCUUUCAAGGACAUAUAUGUAUACACUGUUAUCAAUUAAAUAUAAGCCACAGUGUUAGAUCAAUUGCAAGCACAACUCUGUUGAUGUAUAUCAUGUUGUACGAGUACUGAAGUUACUGUUAAUUUCCCUACACCAAGUCAUUCUCAGUUCAUUCAACCAUAAAACUCCAUAUUCGAAGGCUAAAAGCUCCAAACUAACUAGUAUUUCCUUUCUUUAUUGUUUUACAUUAAACAUUACCAAGUAUUUCCUUAGACUAAAUUUGGUACAUGAUAAGUGAGACUACCAGUGAUCUCAACCGUAGUAGUGUUUCUACUCCACCCAGUUACAUUCCUUAAUUCUAGUUAAUACGGCUUAUUAUGAAAAGUCUAAUACACUUCAUACAAUCCAGUGUUAUAUUUUCACCAAAUUUACUUAUGACAACAUAGAAUAAUCCAUAUGGAUACUUAUUUUACACAUCUUAUCGACCUGUUUUACUGUUUAACGAAUUUCAGUAUAUUUUGCAAUGCAAUUUCAAUUCAUCCAGUAUGUUAGGUGAUUGCUUCAAAUAUUUAAGAGCUGGAUCUUCAUUUUACUAUCGUUUUUCUUAUAAGAACACUUUUUGAUUUUAAAACAAUAAUUUAUUGGUGUUAAAAUAUGAAGAUUCACCUUAAUUUUAUCGAACUGAACACAUUUGCUAAUAAACUGAGUUUUUGUAGUCUGUCCAAAUGAUUUCGAUAAAUAUACAAGUUUGGUUCAUUUGGUUAUUUUGAAGUUCGCAACUAUUCGAUCUCGUUUACGUGGUGAAUUUAAUUAGUGACUUUCAGCCUACUAGUAAGUAGUAUGAUUUUAUCACUCACAUUUGUCUUCGUACUUCAAUAUGACUUUUUAUAGAAUUAGAUGUAAUCACUUCCUUCAUUUUUAUCACAGUAAGUUGGUUUCCUGAUUCGCGCUCAUAAUUAAUGCUUUUAAAUCAAAUGAUUGUUUUUGCCUUGAAAAGAUUGUUCUUCACAUUUUUUCUGUGUGGAAUCAGAAAUUUUUUCUCUGCUUUGUAGCACUUGAGUGCGACUGUUUAUUCUUCUUAUUUUAGAAGCGUUUGGCACAAGAAGCUCGGUUGGCUAAACGACGAUUUAAAAAUCGUACUAGACAGAUUACAGGAGAUGGAAUGAUGGAUGAAAUUCUAGCAGGUCUAAUAUCGGAACCAUUGCAAGCUGAGGUUCAUCCACAUCGCAAUCGUUUAUCUGAAAAUAAUAAUUGAAAAGUUUUCUUCUUAAUUUCUGUCCAUAAAUCAAACAAUUGUCCACACACACACACACACUACACACCUAUUAGCUUGUUGUGUACGCCCAAAUCAAUCAGUUAACUUGUCUUUUUGCUUGUUCAUUACAUUUUGAUUUGUUCUUUUUUUCUUCCUUGUAAUUCACGUUAGUUUGUUCAUUGUGACUUGGUGUUUUUUAUUGUUUGUGAUGACUAGUCAACUGACAGAUCUACAUACAUAUGUGUAGUCUUCUGUUUUGAUUGUGCUUCAAUUAAUUUAUAUAUAAAUAUUAAGAUCUUAUCUAAAUGAUCAUUAUCAUUUUCUUCUCUGUAUCCAGUUCAUUUAACUCACCAUUGAUCUGUUGUUUGCAAGUUGGAGAGAUUGACACAUUGAAACAUAUUGUUUUGUAAUGUUCAUUUGAAGUACAGUGUUUAUUUUUUUUAAAAAUUAGUCAUUUCAAACCUGUUUUUUUGAAGAAAAAUCUAGCUGGUUUGCAACAAUACUUUUGUUUUGCUCUAUUAUGUUCGAAUGUAUCGUUGUCGGUAUUAAUUAGUGUUAUGUGUUGUUUUUGUGUUAAUAUCCACACUGUUUUUAUUUGAUGAUAUUCGAGUGUUUGUUAUGUGUUUGUAUUAUCACUGUAACACAAAUUCCACUUCUUUCUAAGUUGCCUUUCUAUUAAUUUACUUGGUAAAACUCGUUGUUAUUGCUUUCUUUUGUCAUAUUUCUCUACUGAUUAUUAUCUACAGUUUAUUCUACUUAGAUAUUAUUACUAAUGAUGGUUUCUUUAUCUAUGAAAGAAAAAAACAUUCUUUUCUGUUCAAUUUUAAAUCUAGUCACAUUUUUAGAUGAUUAUAUCAUAAACUACAUGUCUCUUCAUCUCUCUCUUACUCCUUAUUUGUUUACUGCCUUACUUGUCUUCUCGACUCCGAAAAGGUUUUUUAUACUUAGGAAGAGGAAAAAAUAAACGAUGAUCUCCCGGUUAACCUAAUUUCUGGUUUUUUUUUUAAUUAUUAAAACAAAACCUUUUCAAAUGAACACAUAUAUAUAAUAUCUGUAUAAUAAUUAUUAAUUGUAUUUUUACACUGAGUUCAAGUAUACUAUUCUCUUUCUUUACUUACCUAAUUAAUAUUCUUUUUAACUAAUUUAGUCAGUUGUAUUCUAUAUUGUUGUAGUUGUUGCAAUCAUAUUGCCUCUUGUAUGUUUUGUUAAAGUUGACAUGUAUUUGUACACAUAUUUAUUAAUUCGUUGAAAUAACAAUCAAAUAUUCUUUUAUUGUAUUAUGAUUUUCGAAUUAUAAUUUUCUUUUGUAUAUCUUCCUCUUUACUUACUUUUUGGUAGAUUUAUUCAUAGAAUGUGUUAAUCAGGGGAGGUUUUAUUUCCAAAAUGAAUUGAUACACUUAAAUUCUCUUCUUCAAAAUUGAAUACAUUGGUCGUCUACAAAAAUUUAACUUUUCUUUUCUUGUAUAAGUUAUUUCACAUUCAUCUUUCAUAAUUAUUUAUCACUUAUAACUGCCUAUGAAUGUUGAUGUGCUUCGCUUUGAUUUGUUGAUUGCAUAAUUGUGACAAUAAUGAACGGUAAGAAAAUGGUUAUACUGAUAUUGUUGUAAAUUCACUGGACAUAGUACUAUGUGUUUUGUUGAAAUAUUUUAUUCAUUUUUUUUAUACCAAGAAUAUUCCUCAUUUUGUAAUUGAACUUUGUAUUGAAACUAUUGCUUACGUUCAUCUUGGUUUACUGUUUAAUUUUUUUAAAAAUUUCCUUACUAUUCGUUUAUAAAUCUGUAUAAAAUAUUUACGUGUUAAUUUUGGGUUAUAAUUUAUAUAUAUAUAAUAUCGUAUCAGGUUUUUGUCUUAUCCAGCUGAUCGGAGCUAUUACAUUCUUCAGAUAAGGAGUCAAUACAUAUUAUUCAUUCUAUUCUAAGAGAUAAUUCUGUUAGAUAUUUGAAACUGUACACAGUUAAUGACAUGAUCAUUUUCCUUGUGUACUCAAGGGUAAGUUUGUACUUUUGCUAUAAUCCUUCAGAAUCCAGUGAUUUAACUAGUGAUCCACAACCCAUAAAACGACUUUUUUUAAUAUCAAGCAUUGAAAAACUAAAAAAUUAGUAGUAUAUCCUAG
Molecule: messenger RNA, 9127 nt
Organism: Schistosoma intercalatum
Lineage: Eukaryota; Metazoa; Platyhelminthes; Trematoda; Strigeidida; Schistosomatidae
Source: the annotation of a GenBank genome assembly